AUGGAGGAUGAUGGCGCCAACAACGGAUUCCUCCGACCCCUAUCCCAGCCGGCAUUGAACUCGAGGUUUCCUUCGCUACGACGCCUGAACUCCACCGAACCCUAUCGACACCGUUCGUUACCUGCUGAACCCUCACCUGGCUCCGACCGUGCCAGCAGUGAGAUUACCUUCGCUGUCCUUUAUGAUGAUGGCCCAGACUACCAUGUCGGCCGAUAUGACGAUCAGGGGUCGAUGCGGUCUCAUCAACAACGCGAUUCGAUACAGUCCUACGCGCCGUCCUUCCGAACGCGAGACUCGAGAAUAGUCAGCGACGACCAUUACCUCGGCCGCGACCAAGACUUUGUAGCAAACCAGAGAUUACUGGCAGAAGGCUAUCUCAACAGCAAUGAUUCCCUGUACGACCAGUCAGUUCCUCGUUAUCCUACCCAGUCAGAAGAGACGUUAGCCAUGAACACACUACAUAAUUCAUAUCCGCGAGAUGAGAAGAGACCGUUGUCACAACAAAUGACACCUCCGAUGGACCGAGCGACGAGUAAACAUUCACAUGAGUCCUGGUGCACGUGCGAGGAGGAUCAUGGUCAUGGCCAUGGCCACGGUCAUAGCCACAGCAUGUCAGACAGAAAGGACCCAGCCAAGUUUGAUCUUGAAGCCCAGAACGGGCCUGCCACACCCACCCCCUUGCUACCCAAGGAGAAGCCUGGUGGUGGCCCCGGGGGCCCUGGCGGUCCAGGCGGUCCGGGAGGUCCCAAGAAGCCAAAGGAUCCAUUCGAUGUCACAUUCGAGGGUCCUAAUGACCCGCUUAACCCGAAGAACUGGCCGUCCAAGAAGAAGUGGGCCAUAACCAUGCUCACAGCUUCAUUCACAUUCCUGUCACCUCUUGCUUCCUCGAUGAUUGCCCCCGCCUUGUUCCAGAUCCAAGAAGACUUCGACAUCAAGAGCGACUUUGAGUUGCAAAUGACUCUGUCCAUCUUCGUCUUGGCCUACGCGGUCGGUCCUAUGAUCCUGGGGCCACUCUCCGAACUGUACGGGCGUGUCAUCAUCCUUCAAUCCUCCAACAUCUUGUUCCUCGCUUUCAACACAGCUUGUGGCUUUGCUCAGUCUUCCUCACAGCUCCUGGCUUUCCGCUUCUUGGCCGGUCUCGGUGGAUCUGCUCCACUAGCCAUUGGUGGUGGUGUCCUGGGUGAUCUGUUCAAGCCUGAAGAGCGUGGAAAGGCCAUGGGUAUCUACGCGAUGGGACCUCUUCUCGGCCCCGCCAUUGGUCCGAUCGUGGGAGCCUGGGUCGCUGAGAAGUCCACUUGGCGGUGGAUGUUCUAUGCCUCGUCAAUCGUCAACGCCUUCAUCCUGGCGGCCGGCUUCUGGAAACUCAAUGAGACCUACGCUCCUUACAUCCUGCACAAGAAGGCCAAGAUGAUUCGCAAGCAGACGGGAGACAACCGUUACCGCGCAGAAGGCGAAGGUGAGGUUGACCAACCAGUCUGGAAGAAGAUUGUAAAGACCAUGGUCCGGUCGUUUGGCAUGCUGUUCAGCCAGCCCAUCGUCCAGGUCUUGGCUCUCUACAUGGCUUUCUCGUACGGAAUCCUGUACCUCGCUCUCUCCACGUUCCCCAGCCUGUACAUGAAGGUCUAUGGAGAAUCCGUCGGCAUUGCUGGUCUCAACUACAUCUCGCUCGGUCUCGGCUUCUUCAUUGGCGCCCCUCUCUGCGGUAAAUCUGGCGACAAAAUCUAUCGCAAGCUCAAGGCCAAGGAUCCCCGGGGCCAGGGCAAGCCCGAAUACCGUAUGCCAGUAGUCAUCCCCUUUUCACUCUUUGUGCCCAUCGGCCUCUUGGUGUACGGAUGGUCCGCGCAAGUCAAAACGCACUGGAUUGUGCCCAACAUCGGCUCCUUCCUGUUCGGCAUUGGCACGAUUGCUGCAUUCCAGUGCGUUACCACGUACCUUGUCGACACCUAUGCGCGGUUCGCCGCUUCCGCCGUGGCCGCCGUCACGAUCUUGCGAUCCCUGGCCGGUUUCAGCUUCCCGCUCUUCGCCCCCAUCAUGUACAAGGCCCUCGAUUUCGGCUGGGGUAACACGGUGCUCGCACUUGCCGCUGUCGGCAUCGGCAUUCCUGUCCCUAUCCUCCUCUGGCUAUUCGGAGAGAAGCUGAGGAAGCGCAGCAGUCUCGCCAGCAAGGGGCCUCCGGGCGGCAGGGGCCCAGGAGGUCCUGGAGGCCCAGGCGGUCCGGGUGGUCCCCCAGGCGGCGGUCCUGGGGGCCCUGGCGGUCCGGGCAUGAAAGGUCCAGGAGGACCGCCCGGUGGUCCCGGCGGCAAAGGACCGGCGCCGAGCGGGAAACCACCCGGCUAUACGCAAUGA
This is a messenger RNA of Cladophialophora yegresii CBS 114405, 2346 nucleotides long. RefSeq lists its product as uncharacterized. Gene Ontology annotation, molecular function: transmembrane transporter activity. The coding region runs from base 1 to 2346 and encodes 781 amino acids. Lineage: Eukaryota; Fungi; Ascomycota; Eurotiomycetes; Chaetothyriales; Herpotrichiellaceae. The record is from RefSeq and is a predicted model, not a curated record. Gene Ontology annotation, biological process: transmembrane transport. The transcript is spliced from 2 exons.